UCACAAACGAGCUUCGAUAUCCUUGAGCUCGGAAACCAUCGAGUUCAAUAAUUUACCAUUAAACACAACAGCAACCCAAGAAUUACUAAUUUUCAACAACUCUGAUCAACUGGUGCCACUGAACAUUUCCCUCGACGAACCCGAUUCGUUGCCGGAAUUACAAAUCGAGCCAAUGAAAGCGUUGAUUUUCCAAAAAAAUGGCAUCGUUGUCAAGUUUAGCCUCAAGUCCCGACAGGUGGUUAAUUACAACGUACCGAUCAACCUCAAGUUUCAGUACGAGUAUUCCAAGCAGAUUAUUUUAACCGGCAACGUUGUUUAUCCUGAAGUUAGUUUUAAGCCUGAACUGAUCAAAAUCCCAAAAAUUCCUUCGGGUUCCAAAGUUCAUACGCCGUUUAGGGUGAGCAACCAGGCAGACGUUGACACUGAAGUGACGUUUUCAAUGGAAGAAUAUCCAGAAUUUGCUAUUAAAACUAAACAAGGUUUAAAUAUUACGUCAGAGGUGCUUAAUCUUGCCCCAAAGGAGCGCAAAGAGUUACUCUUAGAGUUCAAACCGCGUGAACCAGUUGCCUAUUGUCUAUACUUACCUUAUAUCCUUAAUGGAAUCUUAGGACCGCCAGAGCUUAAUUGUCCAGAAACAUUACAUAGCAGCUACUAUUUGAAACAAGACAAAAAUCGAUAUAAAACAUCACAAGAGGAAAUUGAUUCACAAAAGUUACCAUUUUUAAAGAUUUUGUGUGCUGCCAGAAAAGAGUUGCUGAAAUUUAAAUCACUAGUGCUAAAUUUUAACAGUUUUGGUAAAAAGAAACAUCUGUUUCAGUUUACUAAUGUUAGUGGGAGCUGUCAAGAAAUAUCAAUGAAAAUUUCUUCAAUUAAAUCCUUCACCAUUUGCCCUUGCUCCAUCGAGCAAAACUUUUGCUCGGAAAACGACACAGUUACAAUAAUUGUAGACCCAGAAGUGACAGUUAAACUACCAAUAGAAUUCAGCUCGGAGAUUCAAGCAGGCGAAUUUUCGGAAAUCGUUCCGAUUUUCGUCAAAAGCUACUCGGAAACGGACUCGUUCAACUAUUUAAAACUGGUCGGUCAUAAUCCGGAGCCUCGGAUUUCGAGCAACGUUAAGUCGUUGUAUUUUACGCCUGCGCCCGCUGGUGUUAAACAAUCGAAACGGAUCGUUUUAGAGUUGAUUGCGCAUCAGUGCAGCAAAACAUUAGAAGUGACUUAUAAGAGUUUGGAAAUAAUUAUUACGUUUGUUGUAAAGGAGGAUAUUGAUGACAUUAGAAGUACUGUAGAGUAUUUGGUGACUUUUGCUGCGUCGAAAGAUUGUUCCAUCGAAACCAAAGUGAUGUUCUCAUGUCCGUGCUUCCACAACAUCACAAUAGAAAUCUUUGCGUGCAGCAACACAUCUACAGUAAUCAAUUUCAUGGCCGAACCAUCUAUAGUCCAAGACUCUACGUAUCCACUAUUUCCGGCUAUAGAUGACAAGUCAUCUUACGCUGAUCUACUGCGUACUAUUUCCUCAAUAACCGAAAGAUGGCUCUACACUCAGGGCUACUUUUACCAAACCUACUACAGAGUGCCCGACGAUAUUGCCAGAUUUCCUGUCGACAUGGUGGUUCCCGGCGACAGACGAAACUUUGCCAGGAAAAAAAAGCAGCAACUAUUGCCCUUGAUUCAACUUCUGGUCAACCUAAUGGACUCUUCCAUUAUGACGUAUAUAGACGAUGGGCAAAUUAUCAAAGAAGUCGGCGACAAUCGCAGCUUCGCCAGCUACAUUAUUUACAAAAACACGAUUUCGUUUUUGAAAAGUCAAGACAUUUUCGUGCCCGGCCUUAGACCAGAACACCUACUUUUAUACAGCGAAUAUUUAGAAGUUUGCGAGCUGACAAAAAACAGCGAGACGCGGAGAGUGCAAGAGGGCUUCGAUGCGAGCACUUUUUAUCGUUUUAGCAAACAAAAAUGGCUGGAUUUGUUUUUUCACAUUUAUAAGGUUUUGGUGUUGCAACGUAUUAUCGAUUCGAAAUCGUUACCUCAAAAUAACACCGAUAGCGAGUUUAUUAGACAAGAUCGAGCAGAAUUCGAAAAUUAUUUGGACAAAAAUCGCAGCAGGUUUCCGAAUUGGCACCUGUGCGACGCCCAGUUGCUGUUGUGGCUCGAGUACCACUACAACAGGCAGAGAACUUUGCUGUGGCCCGAUCAAAAGUUUGACGGAGUCGUUCGUUUGGACGAUUUUUCUGACGUUGAUGACGGGGUGGCACUAGCAACAGUACUGGCUGCCUACUGUCCUUACUUGGCGGAUCAGCUGAAAGACAUUUAUAGUUCGCCGAAAAAUGUAGAGCAGCGUGUGCAUAAUGCGUGCAGGGUGGUGCAAUCUUGGAAAAGCUUGAAGCUGAGUUUUGAUUGUCAUCCUCAGACCAUCGUGACGGCUAAUAAAAUCAAAAUUAUUUUUAUCGUUACCUAUUUAUACGAGGUGUUGCCACAUUUCUAUCCGGUCAACGAAGUGAUCAUCGAAGCUCCACUAUCCGAAUCGGCCUCGUACAGUUUGGACAUUCAAAACUUCGGCAACGUCCCGAUCAAGUACGCGGCGACAUUUUUCGGCGAAAAGUCCGACCUGUUCCAGCUGGACUCGCACCUGCUGGAAAUUGCCGGCGGAAAAUCGCGAGCCUUGAAGUUAACUUACAUGGCCAAACGAGUACUGCACGUUUCGGCGAUUUUGGUACUUUCGGGCGAAGUCGGCGGUCAGCGGUAUGCCAAAAGCAUGGCGGUUACCAUUACCGGAGUACCGUUGACCAGUUCCUCGGACGAAAUCAAGCUGGUUGUGGAAACGUAUAAGUUAACCAACAAACGGAUUCCGAUUAAAUCACCUUAUGGUCAAUGUUACAAGGCGAGAAUAUUUUUUUGUUUUGAUGAGGCAAAAUCGUUUAAAGAUCUUCAUUGCGGGGCUGCAUUGAAGAGGAAUCACGUGCCUCGCGAAGUGGACAUUGCAAGUGACAAUUGCGAAUUUUUGGAGAAAGGCGAAACAAUUAUAACUUUGUCAACUUGUUUCUUGCACAUCGGCACUUCGCAGUUUUAUUUGUACUUUUGCAACGAUCAAGUGGGCGAUUUCUGCGUUUUGAUCAGAACGAUAUCGGCGCUGAGCAAAAACCGAUAUGUACCGAUUGAAGUAGACGAGCCGCCAACGAAUGCGAAGUGCACGUGUAAACGGGGCAUUAGUCCACGUUGUCCGAAAACGUUGGCGGUCAAUUUGCCUUCGAGAAACCAUCUUUUGUCAAGCAGCGUUGAUGCUAUGAUAAGCAAAUGUUUGGCUGAAAGUACCUUUGGAUUUGUUGAGAGAUUUUGCGGUACUCCGAUAAUAUUCCGUUUACUCAAGUACUAUCUGGACCGUUUCCCGCAAGGCUUCCUGUUGCCUUCGGCCAUUUUUAAUGACCAAAACGAAUUUAACGUGAAUUCGACUAGCAAAAAUAUUACUUUGGGUCAAAAAACAAUAAAAAUCAAUGACGUCACUUCAGAGGAAACGAUACCGCUGGUGCUGCAUUUGGAUCAAAACUCUAAAGGUCGGAAUGUUUCUUUAGAACUUGUCAGUACCAAUGGGAUGGAGGUCAGGUACUAUCAACUGGUGUUUCCCAAAGAGGAGGAAGAAGAGCCAAAUGAACUAUUGUUAUAAGGCCCUCUAGCGUUAGUUAAUUAAAAUAUCAUUAAUAUUGCAUUGUGGGUGAAAUGGUUUUUUCUUUACUGGGGUUUUAUUAAGAUGAAUCAACCCUCGGAGCGGUAAUAAUUAAUAAUUGACGUUGAAAUGUUUGCUUUAAUUUCGGGUAACUCAAACAGAUUUUUUGAAUAGGGGAAUAAAUAAUAAUCCAAGGCUCAAUCCACAAUGAAUUUUAAAAAUUG
Messenger RNA from Ceutorhynchus assimilis (cabbage seed weevil), 3882 nucleotides. NCBI's taxonomy places the organism in Eukaryota, Metazoa, Arthropoda, Insecta, Coleoptera, Curculionidae. The record is from the annotation of a GenBank genome assembly.